Molecule: messenger RNA, 2192 nt
Organism: Lathyrus oleraceus (garden pea)
Lineage: Eukaryota; Viridiplantae; Streptophyta; Magnoliopsida; Fabales; Fabaceae
Product: F-box/LRR-repeat protein 3
Exons: 2
Coding region: 173-2050 (625 amino acids)
Biological process (GO): SCF-dependent proteasomal ubiquitin-dependent protein catabolic process
Cellular component (GO): SCF ubiquitin ligase complex
Source: RefSeq, a predicted model, not a curated record
GCUUCGGCCUUCCGUUUAAAAAAUAUCAAAUUUAAGUAUAAUCUAAAUUCCAAAAACCCAAAAUCCAAGGUUGAGAGUUCCUUAAAAUUUGGAUUUAACCUAACAUCAUAUUACGGCGGUACAGAAGUUUUCAAUACGAAGAGGAAAGGAAACUCUGAAAUCAAAAUCAAAGAUGGGUAAUAUGAUUUCUUCUUCUUCCUCCAUACAAACUAGAACCAAAACCAUGACAAUGCUUUCUUCUUCCUCCUUACAAACUAGAACCAAAACAGUAACUAUGCUUUCAAGUAAUGUUUAUUUACCAGAUGAAUGUUGGGAAUAUAUCUUCAAAUUCCUUAUCAACCACGACACCAACGACAUCCACAGUCAUCUGAAGCCUCUUUCCAUCGUAUCCAAACAGUUUCUCUCCGUCACAAAUCGUCUUCGAACAUCUCUCACUGUCUAUAAUCCAACAUGCCAGCUCUUCCGUAGAUUCUCCAACAUCUCCUCCCUCAGUCUAUCCUCCUUCUACGACGGCCUCUUCGGUAGAUUCUCCAACAUCUCCUCCCUUAACCUAUCAUCCUACUACGAUGGUGAUCUCGACGAUAUUCUCCUCCAAAUCUCUGGAUUUCCAUUGAAAAUCACAUCACUCAAUCUAUCUAACCAACUCAAGAUUCCAACGAAAGGAUUGCGAGCUUUCUCCAAAAACAUUACAACUUUGACAUCUCUCAAAUGUUCCAACAUUGCUACUCUUUAUGACACCGACAUGUUUUUCAUUGCCGAUUGCUUCCCUUUGCUCGAAGAACUUGACCUCAGUCACCCUACUCGCUUCAAAUAUGACAAAACUGCAUUCCUCUUUGCACAGGAUCUUUCAUUGGCACUGUCCAAACUCCGCAAAGUUAACCUCUCUCAUAAUUACUUUAUCUCCGACGAAUUAAUAUUCCACUUGUUCAAGAACUGUAAGCUUCUCCAAGAGGUUAGCAUCACUAAUUGUUGGGGCAUAACCCUGUCUGGCAUUGCAGCUGCUCUCCGCGAGAGGCCAACAUUGAGGUCUUUUUCUUCUUGCUAUUCCUUAUCAUGGUGCUUUUCCGACCCCCUUACUUCACCUUUCAUUCACUCAUUGGUGAGUUUGAAGGGUUUGACUUCACUUAAUUUGUUCGCUUGGAGGAUAUCGGAUGAGUUGCUCUCCUCUAUUGCAAUGGAGGGUCUUCCUUUGACAAGGCUUGAUCUCCCAAAUUGUAAAGGCUAUAGUUAUACCGGACUAUUUACUUUGCUAUCCAAGUCUCCACGUAUACAAUAUUUGAAUCUUAAAGAGGCUCGUUUUUUGAAUGAUCAACGUGUUGCCGAGUUGUCUUUAUUUCUUGGUGAUUUAAUGUCUAUAGACCUUAGUCGUUGUGAAAGACUCACAGAAGCAGCCAUGUUUUCACUAGUUAGUAAAUGUCCUUCACUUAUUGAGAUCAAAAUGGAAUUCAUGUCUAUUGGAAAAGAGAGUGUAAGGAAUUCUAAUUCUUCGAUGGAUUGUAUUGUAAACUCUCCAUUAAAGUCUCUCUAUUUGGCAUUUUGUAAAGGGUUACAAGAUGAAACUAUCGAAAGGUUUUCUUCCAUUUUCUCCAAUUUGCAGCUACUUGAUUUGUAUUCUUGCCAAUUUAUAUAUGAUGAAGGUAUCGAUCAAGUGUUAAGGAGAUUUCGUAACAUUAGACAUUUGAACUUAGCCAAUUGUUCAAGAGUGGACCUACUUGUUGGAAUGAACUUUGAACUUCCUAAAUUGGAGGUGUUGAAUUUGUCAUGUACAACGGUUAACGAUGAAACACUCUGUGCAAUCUCAAAGGGUUGUCGUGGGAUUUUGCAAUUGAACCUUGGAAAUUGUCAUUAUGUCACAUGGAAAGGGGUGAAAUAUGUGGUUGAAAAAUGCACACAACUAAGAGAGAUCAAUUUGAAGAAUUGUCGUAAAGUGCAUGAUAAAUUUUCCUCGAUGUUAUCAUCAAGCCCAUUUUUAAGAAAGAUAAUUGCUCCACCUCAUUUUUCUCGGGUCAUGGAUGCCGUAUUUACUAGCAUUCUAAAAGUACUCUAUUGAAGUUUAAACUCUUGAAUGUGUGUUCUUCUAUAUGAUGAAUCUGAUCCAUGAAAUCACAGUUGACUUCAAAAUUCAAAUAUAAUUAUUGGACAAAGUAUUCAUUACGUAUAACUAAUACAAAUCAUAAAUUUCUGCUACAUAU